UCUGAAGAAAGGAGAAUGGCGUUCAGCAAAGGAUUUCGGAUCUAUCACAAACUGGAUCCUCCACCUUUCAGUCUCAUCGUGGAAACCAGGCAUAAGGAAGAAUGUCUCAUGUUCGAGUCUGGGGCCGUAGCUGUGCUUUCAUCUGCAGAAAAAGAGGCAAUCAAGGGUACAUACUCCAAAGUGCUUGAUGCUUAUGGACUCUUAGGUGUUUUACGAUUAAAUCUUGGUGAUACUAUGUUACAUUAUCUCGUCCUAGUCACUGGAUGUAUGUCUGUUGGAAAAAUUCAAGAAUCGGAGGUUUUCCGAGUUACUUCCACCGAAUUUAUAUCACUACGAAUUGAUUCUUCAGAUGAGGAUCGCAUUUCAGAAGUGCGAAAAGUUUUGAAUUCGGGAAACUUUUAUUUUGCGUGGUCUGCAUCUGGAGUCAGUUUAGAUCUGAGUCUUAACGCACAUCGUAGCAUGCAAGAACACACAACCGAUAAUAGAUUUUUCUGGAAUCAGUCUUUGCACUUGCACCUCAAGCACUACGGCGUGAAUUGUGAUGACUGGCUAUUACGCCUCAUGUGUGGGGGAGUAGAAAUCAGAACAAUCUAUGCUGCUCAUAAGCAGGCCAAGGCUUGCCUCAUUUCCAGACUCAGCUGUGAACGAGCUGGGACCAGGUUUAAUGUCCGGGGAACAAAUGAUGACGGCCACGUUGCUAAUUUUGUAGAAACAGAACAGGUUGUGUACUUAGAUGACUCUGUUUCUUCUUUCAUCCAAAUCCGGGGGUCUGUUCCAUUGUUCUGGGAGCAACCAGGGUUGCAGGUGGGAUCUCAUCGUGUUCGUAUGUCAAGGGGAUUUGAAGCCAAUGCACCUGCUUUUGACAGGCAUUUUAGAACGCUUAAAAGCUUAUAUGGUAAACAAAUAAUAGUAAAUUUGCUUGGAUCUAAGGAAGGUGAACAUAUGCUAAGUAAGGCUUUCCAGAGUCACUUGAAAGCUUCUGAACAUGCUGCUGACAUCCAGAUGGUGAAUUUUGACUAUCAUCAAAUGGUUAAAGGAGGAAAGGCAGAAAAAUUACAUAGUGUUCUUAAACCUCAAGUCCAAAAGUUUGUAGAUUAUGGAUUUUUUUAUUUCAAUGGAAGUGAAGUUCAAAGAUGCCAGAGUGGCACAGUUCGAACAAACUGCUUGGAUUGUCUGGAUAGAACAAAUAGUGUGCAGGCAUUCCUUGGCUUAGAGAUGCUAGCUAAACAAUUGGAAGCUCUUGGCUUAGCCGAAAAGCCUCAGCUGGUGACUCGCUUUCUGGAAGUUUUCCGGUCAAUGUGGUCCGUGAAUGGUGAUUCGAUCAGUAAGAUAUACGCGGGCACUGGAGCCCUCGAAGGAAAGGCGAAGUUAAAAGAUGGUGCUCGUUCUGUUACUAGAACGAUUCAGAAUAACUUCUUUGACAGCUCCAAGCAAGAGGCCAUAGAUGUUUUACUACUGGGAAAUACUCUAAAUAGUGACUUAGCUGACAAAGCUCGAGCACUUUUAACUACCGGAAGUUUGCGCGUUUCUGAACAGACAUUACAGUCAGCAUCUUCCAAAGUACUAAAGAGCAUGUGUGAGAAUUUCUACAAGUAUUCAAAGCCCAAGAAAAUUCGGGUAUGUGUUGGAACCUGGAACGUGAAUGGUGGGAAGCAGUUUCGCAGCAUAGCUUUUAAGAAUCAGACGCUCACCGACUGGCUUCUUGACGCGCCCAAGUUAGCUGGCAUCCAGGAGUUUCAAGAUAAAAGAAGUAAGCCAACUGAUAUAUUCGCAAUUGGUUUUGAAGAAAUGGUAGAGUUGAAUGCUGGAAACAUUGUGAAUGCAAGCACAACAAACCAAAAGCUCUGGGCUGUGGAACUGCAGAAGACCAUCUCCAGAGACAACAAGUAUGUGCUGCUGGCUUCUGAGCAGUUGGUGGGCGUCUGCCUGUUUGUUUUUAUCAGACCCCAACACGCUCCCUUCAUCAGGGACGUUGCGGUCGACACCGUGAAGACCGGAAUGGGAGGCGCCACUGGAAACAAGGGGGCCGUUGCGAUACGGAUGCUGCUGCAUACAACCAGCCUCUGCUUCGUCUGUAGCCACUUUGCCGCGGGCCAGUCCCAAGUCAAAGAAAGAAACGAAGAUUUUGUAGAAAUAGCGCGGAAGUUGAGUUUUCCAAUGGGAAGGAUGCUGUUUUCCCACGACUACGUAUUUUGGUGUGGUGAUUUCAACUAUCGCAUUGAUCUCCCUAAUGAAGAAGUGAAAGAGCUCAUAAGACAGCAAAAUUGGGAUUCUCUUAUAGCAGGAGAUCAGCUUAUCAAUCAGAAAAAUGCUGGACAGAUUUUUAGAGGAUUUUUAGAAGGAAAAGUUACCUUUGCUCCAACAUACAAAUAUGAUUUGUUUUCUGACGACUAUGACACCAGUGAAAAGUGCCGCACCCCUGCGUGGACAGACCGUGUCCUCUGGAGAAGAAGGAAAUGGCCUUUUGAUAGAUCAGCUGAAGAUUUAGAUCUUCUAAAUGCUAGUUUUCAAGAUGGAAGCAAAAUCCUCUACACGUGGACUCCUGGCACUUUGCUGCAUUACGGAAGAGCCGAGCUAAAGACUUCUGACCACAGGCCUGUCGUUGCCCUGAUUGAUAUAGAUAUAUUUGAAGUUGAAGCCGAAGAGAGGCAAAACAUUUAUAAAGAGGUGAUUGCAGUUCAAGGUCCACCAGAUGGGACAGUAUUGGUCUCAAUCAAAAGUUCUGUCCCAGAAAAUAAUUUUUUCGAUGAUGCUUUGAUCGAUGAGCUUCUGCAGCAGUUCACAGAUUUUGGUGAAGUUAUACUCAUAAGAUUUGUAGAAGACAAAAUGUGGGUUACAUUUUUGGAGGGAAGCUCUGCCUUGAGUGUUCUGAACCUAAAUGGUAAAGAGUUAUUGGGUCGGACUAUAACUAUUACUUUAAAAAGUCCAGACUGGAUCAAAAAUCUGGAAGAAGAAAUGAGUUUAGAGAAAAUUAACGUUCCGUUGCCGUCAUCGACAAGCUCUACCCUGCUCGGUGAAGAUGCGGAGGUCACAGCAGAUUUCGAUAUGGAAGGUGAUGUUGAUGACUACAGUGCUGAAGUUGAGGAAAUUCUUCCCCAGCACCUCCAGCCGUCCUCAAGUUCUGGCCUCGGCACUUCCCCGAGCUCUUCACCCCGAACCAGUCCCUGCCAGUCACCAACCAUAUCAGAGGGUCCUGUGCCUUCCCUUCCCAUAAGACCGAGUCGGGCACCAUCAAGAACACCUGGGCAUCCAUCUUCACAAAGUUCUCCUAUGGACGCUCUGCCGGCAACACAGCUGCAGCAAAAAGAUUCUCAGACCUUAGAGCCCAAGCGGCCUCCUCCUCCCCGCCCGGUGGCUCCUCCUACGCGCCCCGCCCCCCCACAGAGACCACCCCCACCUUCAGGGGCUAGGAGUCCUGCACCUGCUAGAAAGGAAAUUGGAGGUGUCGGAGCCCCUCCCAGUCCUGGGGCAGCUAGGCGAGAGACGGAAGCACCCAAAAGCCCUGGAACGACACGGAAAGAAAACAUAGGACGCACUCAGCCUUCACCUCAGGCAGGACUCCCAGGCCCAGGACCUGCUGGAUACAGUGCAGCCAGACCGACUAUCCCGCCCCGCGCCGGAGUGAUCAGUGCCCCACAGAGCCACGCUCGGGCAUCUGCUGGAAGACUGGCUCCUGAAAGCCAAAGCAGACCGCCGGAAGGACUGAAAGGUUCAGUCCUUCUUCCCGAACCGCUGAAGCCUCAGGCUGCGCCCCCCGUGCAGCCCUCUCUGCCCCCGCCCGUUCAGAAGAUGCAGGAGCCCCUUGUCCCCGUGGCAGCGCCUCUGCCUCAGUCCGCCCCCCAGCCAAGCCUGGAAACCCCGCCGCAGCCGCCCCCUCGGAGCAGGUCGUCCCACAGCCUGCCUCCGGAGCCUUCGCCGCAGCCGCCGCAGCCGCAGGUGAAAACAAAUGGAGUCUCUGCCGUCAGACUGGAAUCACCCUUAAAGAAUGACCCAUUUGAAGAUCUGUCAUUCAGUCUGCUUGCUGUAUCCAAGGCUCAGUCAUCCAUUCAAACAUCAUGUGCUCCAACCCCAAACCCAAAGGGGUUGAUUCAGUUGCCUUCUGCAACACAAAGUAACAUGAAUACUUUGAGUUCUGUAACUUGCAUGCCUCCAAUUCCAGCCCGGAGUAAAUCCCAGGAAAAUACGCGAUGUUCUCCAAACCCAUUUAUUACUAGCUUGACCAGCACAAAUCCUUUCACCGACAGGACUGCAGCUCCCGGAAACCCGUUUAGAGCCGAGUCUCAAGAAUCGGAGGAGGCAAGUUCGUGGCUCUCCAAAGACGAGCCUGUUGCCAGCAGUCCUUUCCCUUCCCUGAGGCCUCUUGGUCAUAACAAUAGCAAGCCUUCAUCAUUCGAUGGUUUUAAGGACAGUUUUGAUCUGCAGGGCCAGUCUUCGGCAAAAAUCAGCAACCCAAAAGGAUGGGUAACCUUCGAGGAGGAGGAGGACUUUGGUGUGAAAGGGAAGUCAAAGUCAUCUUGUCCAGACCUACUGAAUAAUCAGCCGAGAUCGCUCUCUGGCUCCGUGACCUUUGAUGAUGACUGGAAUAAAGGCACAAAUGUUCCUUUCUGUGUGUUGCCAUCAAGACGACCACCUCCACCUCCUGUCACUCUGCCCCCACCUGCCACCACCCCUCCUGUAGCUCCUUUCACAACCUUGCCAUCGAAGGCAUCACCCACACUAGACUUUACAGAAAGAUAA
Molecule: messenger RNA, 4737 nt
Organism: Puma concolor (puma)
Lineage: Eukaryota; Metazoa; Chordata; Mammalia; Carnivora; Felidae
Gene: SYNJ1
Product: synaptojanin 1
Biological process (GO): synaptic vesicle endocytosis; phosphatidylinositol dephosphorylation
Cellular component (GO): presynapse; perinuclear region of cytoplasm
Molecular function (GO): SH3 domain binding; RNA binding; phosphatidylinositol-4,5-bisphosphate 5-phosphatase activity
Source: RefSeq, a predicted model, not a curated record